This is a messenger RNA of Suricata suricatta (meerkat), 349 nucleotides long. RefSeq names its product zinc finger MYND domain-containing protein 15-like. Lineage: Eukaryota; Metazoa; Chordata; Mammalia; Carnivora; Herpestidae. The record is from RefSeq and is a predicted model, not a curated record. Gene Ontology annotation, biological process: spermatid development; negative regulation of DNA-templated transcription. The annotation marks the transcript as partial. The transcript is spliced from 3 exons. Gene Ontology annotation, molecular function: histone deacetylase binding.
CUCUCAGUCCCUGAGCUCAACAUCCGUAACAAGCAGUCACUGAAAAUCCACGUGGUGGAGGCCGGGAAGGAGUUUGACCUGGUCAUGGUGUUUUGGGAGCUGUCGGUCUUGCUCCCCCACAUGGCCCUAGAGCUGCAAUUUGUGGGCGAUGGCCUGCCCCCCGAGAAUGACCAGCAGCAUUUUACCCUGCAGAGGAAUGGCCCAGGAGUGUCUGUCAGUCCUGGUUCCAGGGUAUCACGGCGCCUCAGCUCCGGGACCAAGGAGAAGGGGGGCUGCAGGGACUUGCAGAUCAAGGUGUCUUCGCGGCCCUACCACCUGCUCCAGGGGCCCAAACCUGACCUGGUUAUCG